Passer montanus (Eurasian tree sparrow) is the source of this 2352-nucleotide messenger RNA. It is a transcript of the gene NMRK1, whose product is annotated as nicotinamide riboside kinase 1. The transcript has 9 exons. Gene Ontology annotation, cellular component: cytoplasm. The record is from RefSeq and is a predicted model, not a curated record. Lineage: Eukaryota; Metazoa; Chordata; Aves; Passeriformes; Passeridae. The coding region runs from base 174 to 797 and encodes 207 amino acids.
GGAGCGGUGGAACUGGUGGAGCUGGCGGAGGCGCGGCCGAGACCCUCCGGCAGCGCCGCUGUGUGGGCCCAUAGCUGUGAGAGACGUUCCCGGUCCGGGUCCGGUGCGCCUUCGGUGGCCCCGUGCGGGCAGCGUUGCCGCGUAAAAAGGAAGAGCUGAGGAGAAAACAAACUAUGAAAGUAUUGGUUGUUGGCCUUGGGGGUGUAACAAACGGAGGAAAAACAACACUAGCAGGAAAACUUAAGAAUAUGCUUCCCAACUGUGAUAUAAUCUCUCAAGACGACUUCUUUAAGCCAGAGUCUGAAGUAGAAACAGAUGAACGUGGAUUUAAGCUAUAUGAUGUACUUGAUGCCCUCUAUAUGGAUGAAAUGGUGACAAGUAUUCGCAAUUGGAUGAAAAGCCCAGCAAGCUCAGGUUUUGUGACAGAAGAGCCAGAGAAUACAUGUGACAAUCUGAAAAAUGUUUAUAUUUUGAUUGUUGAAGGCUUUCUCCUUUACAAUUAUGAGCCACUUAAUGAACUAUGGAAUAGAAGAUAUUUUUUGACCCUUCCUUAUGAAGAGUGCAAAAGGAGAAGGAGCACCAGAGUCUAUCAGCCAGCAGAUACACCAGGGUACUUCGAUGGACACGUGUGGCCUAUGUAUUUGAAAUAUAAAAAUGAAUUGGAACAGAAUGCAAGUAUGCAAGUUGAUUAUUUGGAUGGAACAAAAUCCCAAGAGGAGCUUUUAUCCUAUGUGUAUAGUGAUAUAAUACAGGAAUUAAACAAGCUGAGGGAAGAAAAUCAGCAGAUCACAUCAUGACAAUGUAGAAAGCCUGGGUUCCAUUUGAUAUGAGUUGAAAACACCAAGACUGUCACACAUGGCAAGCCAACCAACUGAGCAAAUGCUGUGUCUGUGACCAUAAUGCUACUUCAUAUAACACCAGAGAUUUUGUAAGUAAUUAUUAACUCUCUCUUGGGUAUGGAGACAGAGACUCCAUUUAGGAGUAUAACCAGUGCGUUCUUUAAAUUUCCUUUAAUCAAUCCUGCCUUGGCUGAGCUUUAAAUUUGAUUGAAUGUGUAUAUUUUAAAGAACAUGAAGAUUUUGUGCAUAAAACUAAACCAUAAAGAUGAACUUCUGUUGGUUUAAUAAGCAUAUUUGAACAUGGAUGAUUGCAAUUUGAAAUGAUCAUAUAGGAAUGACAGUCAUUGUCUCUAAUAUUCUUAGGAGCUUAUUAUCACUGAUAAACAUGCUCAAGAGAAACUAGCUGUGUAAUUUACGUAAGUUUAUGUAAGUUGUUAUGCUGCUUAUUCAGUAACUGAAUACAUCACAGCUAAGCAACACCUCUAGUGUUUGCACUGUAAUUUUUGUGUUGUGUAGUCUUUAGAUUAGUUGGGAAUAGGUGUUAAAAAAAUGAAAACAAACCUGAAGAGGACACAGAUUGUUGGAAAAAGGUGGGGAAAUAAGAUGUAGAGAAUGGAGAUGCAUCAUUAACAAGAUAUGGUACAUAUGUUGUGCAGAGAUUGAAUAGGAUGGCACAGACCACUAGAUAAUAAAUCCAUGAUUCAGGGAGGAAGAAGGAAGAAAUAAUUGUUACUAAUAUUUGUAACUCACAUUAAAAGUGAAAUGAAACUGAAAUGUUGUGAAUGGAAUGUUCAGAAAGCAGGAAUGCCAGACAAAUGUGAGAGCUUUGUUAUAGAAUUUGUGUAUGUAUAUUUAUGCAAACUAGGAAAUUGCAUCAUAUUUUGUUGCUGAAUAAGUAAUAUCUUAACUCUUAUAUUUUCUAGACAAUAGGUUACAUUUUUAUGAACCAGAAUAAAAAUAAAACUAUAGACAUGGAAAGGAAAGGAUGGAUAUUAUUUCUUGAUAUGUGACAGCUGAACUGGUCAGUGAUUGAAAUGUAGUACUUUAUAGUAAAAGUCCUAAAUCUAUGUAUAAGAAAAAGAUGUUAUCAGAUUACAGCUGUGUUUAGCUGUGUUUAAAACAAAGUGCUUCAAAAUAUAAUUUUGUAUUAUUAUUUUGCACUAAAAAUUCUUCAUCUUACAUUUGCUCAUGUGCUGUGAUGGACUGUCUGAUUUUAAACUGAAUUUUUGUUUUUAUUUCCCUUUGGAAAGGGUACAAUUGCAAGAGAUUAGCUAAUGUAUGGAAUGGUUGUGGUGGGCUGAUCUUGUCUAGCCACCAAAACUGCUCUUUUAUUUGCCCGUCUUCAACAGAAGGGGAAAAAAAUGCAAUGGAUUUGUAUCUUGACUUAUGCAUGGAGAUAAGGAGAGGAAGAUCAUUCAGGAGUUACUUACAUGCAGUCCAAACAGACGUGGUUUUGGGAAAUUAUUUGAAUUUACUGACAAUAAAAUCAGAAAUAAUGAGAAUUAAGAACAAA